UUCACUCAACCGGAACACCGGAGUGGUGACAUUUUGUGCAUGGCUGAGUCUUUAUCAAUAUUGCAAAGUAGUUACAGCAGUUGUUUUAUUGAUGCACACAGUCAUCUAACAGAUGAAGUAUUUGAUAAAGAUAUUGCCGAUGUAAUAGCAGAAGCUCAAAGGAUAGGAGUAAAAGCGGCACUGGUUGUUUCUGAGAAUGAGGCACAGUUCAACAAAGUGAUUAGUUUGGCUGACAGAUUUCCAGAGUUUGUUCUGCCAUGUCUUGGAGUCCACCCUGUUCAGCAAGAUGCUGAUCAGGCAAGAAGUGUUAACCUCAAGGACAUAGAAAAUGUGGCAGCUAUUUUAGAAAGACACCAUGAAAGAUUAGGAGCUGUUGGAGAGAUUGGACUGGACUUCACUCCAAGAUUCUGUAAAGCUGAUGAUGAUAAAACAACACAGAAGUUAGUCUUUACCCAGCAGGUUCAACUAGCCCAAAAAUAUGAUCUUCCCAUAAAUGUUCAUUCGAGAUCAGCGGGAAGACCAACAAUAGCACUGUUAAAAGAAUUAGGGGCUAGCAGGGUCCUGAUGCAUGCAUUUGACGGGAAGCCAUCGGUGGCUCUUGAUGGAGUGCGAGCAGGAUUCUAUUUCUCCAUUCCACCGUCCAUUGUACGGAGCCAACAGAAAGAUAAGCUGGUAUCUCAGUUACCCCUGGAAAACAUUAUUUUGGAAACAGAUUCUCCAGCCUUAGGACCUGUGAAAGAGGAAAGAAAUGUCCCAGCAAAUGUUACCAUUUCCUGUGAUUACAUUGCUACAGUAAAGAAAAUAGAUCCAAAGGAAGUCAGACUUAUUACUACACAGAAUGCUAUAAAGCUUUUUCCAAAACUGGUGAAAUUUUUUGCAAAGUAGUCCUUCCUGUUGCUGCAGUUUUGAAGCUGUUUUACUGUAAAGGGACGUUCUCAAUAUGCGAUUACUCGCACUGACUUGCCAUAUGCGAUAGAAAUGUACCGUGAGAACACCCAAGUGAUGUCGGGAGUCGUAUCAAUUAAAAAAUAUAAAAAAUU
Gigantopelta aegis is the source of this 1040-nucleotide messenger RNA. RefSeq names its product putative deoxyribonuclease TATDN3. Gene Ontology annotation, molecular function: hydrolase activity, acting on ester bonds. Lineage: Eukaryota; Metazoa; Mollusca; Gastropoda; Neomphalida; Peltospiridae. The transcript has 12 exons. The coding region runs from base 40 to 885 and encodes 281 amino acids. The record is from RefSeq and is a predicted model, not a curated record.